AUGGGUGGCAGUAGCAAAAAGAAACGAUCCAAGAAACAACAGGAUGAUGGUAAUGAUGACGACCAAGAGAUUACGGAAAGUCGAUUCGCGGCCGCCUCGACGCAUCCUCAGUUUCGUCCCUUGAAGCAAACAGAAUCCAAGGUCGUCCUCGAUGAUCGUUUUUCCUCGGUCUUGACGGAUCCCCGCUUUCAAUUGGAGGGCCGAGACAAGUAUGGACGCAAGGGAAAGAAGAGUAAGGCAAAGACUUCCGUCAAGGAAGAAUUGAGUUCCUUUUAUAUGGUGGAAGAAAAAGAAGACGAAACCACCAAAGAACAAGCGAAAACGAACAAAUCCAAAAAGGAGCCACAACCCGAGGAUUCUUCUUCUUCUGACGAUGACGACGACGAUUCUGGGAGCGACAGCAGUGACAGUGACUAUGAUGAUGGGAAGAAGAAUAAGAAUGAUUCCAAGGAAAACAAGGCAGAGAAAAAGGAAGAUGCAGCCUCGCGCAUUGCUUACCUCACCGCCUUGUCUCGGGGUGAAAUCGAUGAAUCCUCCUCUUCGGACGACGACGGCUCAUCCCAAUCUUCGGACGACGAUGAUGGAGAAGAAGAUGAAGGGGAAGACCCCGUAUAUGGAAAUGCUGGAAUCUUGGAUCCUUCUACUCAACAAGAACAAGAUGAAGAAAUUGAAAUAUCCUACGAUAGUUCACCAUUUUUGGUGGUGCAAAACAUGGAUUGGGAACACAUUCGGGCCGUCGAUUUGUUCAGUCUGCUCAAUAGCUUUACGACCAUGGGAGCGGUCAAACGGGUUCAAGUCUUUCAAUCCGAUUUUGGCAAGGAACGCAUGGAAAAGGAGCGUUUGGAAGGACCAAGUGGUAUUUGGAAGAAAGGCACCAACAACAACAACAACAAGGCACAACCAUUGAAAAAAUUUGUCGAAGAGGACAGCGAUAACGAAUCAUCAGCAUCAUCCAAAGAAAACGGAGACGAUAACUCUGUUUCUUCUAGCCAAGAAAACGAUAGUGACGAUGAUGAGGAGGAGAGUGUACAACAACAGCCAGUCGGCGACAAUGACUUUGAUCCCGAAAAGUUGCGGGCCUACGAAGCUUCCAAACUCAAGUAUUACUUUGCCAUUGUGGAGUUUACUUCGGCAGAGUAUGCCGACGUUGCCUACCGCGAAGUGGAUGGAAUGGAAUUCGAACGUUCCAGUUCGGCCAUUGAUCUAAGAACUUUGCCAAAGGAAGCCUACGAAGAAGUCACGCAAGGUCGCAAAAUGAGAGACGAAGCUACCAGCAUCCCUGGAAACUACGAACCACCCGAGUUUGUAGUCAAUGCUUUGCAGCAAACUUCUGUGGAAUGCACUUGGGAUCAGGGCGAUGUGGAGCGAGAGCACAAAUUAACUCAAUACAGCAGUGGUGGCUGGCAAAAUAUGACAGAAACAGAUGACCUCCAAGCCUACUUGGCAUCGGAUGCCUCGAGUGACGAUGAUUCUGAUGACGAAAAGGCGCAAAAGGGAUCGGCUAUGCGCAAGUUGCUAGGUCUGGACAGUGGUUCGGAGGAGGAUGGAAGCGGUGAUUCUUCCUCGGACGAUAGCGACUCGGAAGAGGAGAAGGAUGUCGAGGCCAGCAUGUCCAAAGAAAUCAGGUACAUACCUGGUCAAAAGGAUCUCGAAGAAAAGAUUCGAUCCAAACUCAAGGGGGAGAGUGAACCCAAGGAAGAGCUCACACCUUGGGAAAAGUAUCAAGAAAAGCGAAAGCAAAAGAGACGCGAGAGGAGGCAGGCUGCUCGUGGACGCAAGAAUGAACCUGAAGGUAGAAAAUCAGGGCCCGAGUCAGAUGAUGGAGAUGAAUCUGUCCAGUUGGGUGCCGGUGACAAUGAUGAUUUCUUUGUGGAAAGUGACGAUGAUAACAAGCCAAAAAAGACGAAGAAGAAGAACUCCAAAUCAAAACAAGGCAAGCGCCAAGACCAAGAAACUUCGAAAGCACAAUCGGCUAACACUGCCGAGUUGGAACUCUUGUUGGCUGGUGACAAUGAUGAAGAGCAGGAAAAGGACUUUGACAUUCGUGGAAUUCAACGCAUCGAAAAGAACAAGGGCAAGAAGUUAAAGGGAGGCAGAAAGCGGAAAGAAGAGAAAAUCACCAAGGAUGUUUCUGGAACCAACUUUAAGGUCGAUGUAGAAGACAAUCGUUUCGCUGCCGUCUUGAACGGAGCCGACGGUAAAUUUGGAAUCGACAAGACGGAUCCCAAUUAUAAGGAUACAGCUGCUAUGCGUGACAUCUUGACCGAACAAACCAAGAGGCGAAAGAAGAAACGACAAAAGACCAAGGCUAGUACAGAAUCUGCGCCAAAUGUCAAUGCUGAUAGCAAUGCCAAGACAAGUGGAUCCAACGCAUUAAGCUCUUUGGUGCAGAGGUUGAAGACUAAGGUAGCAAACCAAUAA
Molecule: messenger RNA, 2421 nt
Organism: Cylindrotheca closterium
Lineage: Eukaryota; Bacillariophyta; Bacillariophyceae; Bacillariales; Bacillariaceae
Source: the annotation of a GenBank genome assembly